Messenger RNA from Diversispora eburnea, 315 nucleotides. NCBI's taxonomy places the organism in Eukaryota, Fungi, Glomeromycota, Glomeromycetes, Diversisporales, Diversisporaceae. The record is from the annotation of a GenBank genome assembly.
AUGAAAAAUAUUGGUACUAAACAAGUUUUAAGAAUUGAUCCUUCGAUUAAAAGAAAUUUAUGUAGAAAAUGUGAUACUUUACUUUUACCAGGAAUUACUUCUCAAGUAAGAAUGAAAUUUAGAUGUGUAGAAUGUAAUGCAACAAAAAAAUUUGUUGCUAGGAAAGGUCACAUCUUAUUCUCUGAAAAACCUGAAAAUAUUUUUGGGAUGGACAAUGUUGUUGAAAAUAAUGAUAAUAGCAAUAAUAGUAACAAUAUUAACAAUAAUGUUGACAAUGUUGAAAGAAAUGCCAACAUUGAAAAUCAAGUAGAUUAG